This is a messenger RNA of Polyodon spathula (Mississippi paddlefish), 1618 nucleotides long. It is a transcript of the gene kcnv2a, whose product is annotated as potassium channel, subfamily V, member 2a. Bases 1 to 1602 code for a protein of 533 amino acids. Gene Ontology annotation, cellular component: membrane; voltage-gated potassium channel complex. Gene Ontology annotation, molecular function: voltage-gated potassium channel activity. The record is from RefSeq and is a predicted model, not a curated record. Lineage: Eukaryota; Metazoa; Chordata; Actinopteri; Acipenseriformes; Polyodontidae. The transcript is spliced from 2 exons. Gene Ontology annotation, biological process: potassium ion transmembrane transport; protein homooligomerization.
AUGUUGAAACUGAAGCAGAGAAGGCAAAGUCUUUUUCCAAACUGUAAACUUGGAGGCACCAUUUCUACAACCAAAGAUGCUCAGAAAAGUGAUCAAGCCCUACCGUUUGCAAAAGAAAGCUGUGUAAAGCAAUGGAAUUCUAUGCAAGAGCUAAGUCAUGAUAUUUAUGAUAUUUAUGCUCAAUAUGAGGACUCAGGUGAUGAUGAAAAGCCCUUGCCAUUUAAACUCGGCUCCCCUUCCAAGAACUACAUGCUUAACAUCAAUGUUGGUGGCAAGAUUUACCAGAUUGCUUACAAAGCUGCAGCUAGGUAUCCAAAAACGAGGAUUGGGAGACUUGCUACCUACACGGACCAUAACAGGAAACUGGAUCUUUGUGAUGAUUAUAUUGUGCAAAGUAAUGAGUUUUUCUUUGAUAGAGAUCCAGAUAUCUUUCACCAUGUAUUCAACUUCUACAGAACAGGUGUCCUCUGGAUUAAAGAUGAGCUUUGUCCAAGAAACUUCCUGGAGGAGAUCAACUAUUGGGGGGUUAGAAUUAAAAAUACCCACAGAUGUUGCCGUAUUUCCUUUGAAGAGAGGCAAGAUGAGUUAAAUGAACAGCUCAAGGUUCAAAAGGAACUUCAAGCUGAAGUUGAGUUUGAGGAAAAUGAGGAACUCUUUAAAGACAUGAAGUAUGGCAAACCAAGGAGAAUAAUAUGGAAUCUAAUGGAGAAACCUUUUUCAUCAGUCACUGCUAAACUAAUGGCUGUGGCCUCAAGCUUGUUUGUUUUAGUCUCACUUGUGGCCAUGACGUUAAACACUGUUGAGGAAAUGCAGUACAAAACUCACACUGGGCAACUAAGUGGUAAAACCUACCUUGAACAUGUCGAGACCCUUUGUAUUGUUUUCUUCACAGUGGAGUACAUCUUGAGACUUGUGUCUACACCAGAUCUGAAACAGUUUAUUAAAAGUGUUUUGAAUGCAGUUGAUUUAAUUGCCAUCCUCCCACUUUUUCUUCAGAUUAUACUGGAAUGCUUUGAGAAUGAGGACUAUGGAAAACAUGGCCAUGACAUAGAAACUGUGGGUAGGGUAGGGAAAGUUGGUCAAGUAUUGAGAAUCAUGAGGCUAAUGAGGAUCUUUAGGAUCUUGAAGCUUGCUCGUCAUUCAACUGGUUUGAGAGCUUUUGGUUUUACUUUAAGGCAAUGCUACCAGCAGGUUGGGUGCCUCUUCCUCUUCAUAGCCAUGGGGAUUUUCACCUUCUCUGCAAUGGUCUACACAGUGGAGCAUGAUGUUCAUGAGACCAACUUUACCAGCAUUCCUCAUGCCUGGUGGUGGGCAGCUGUGAGCAUUUCAACUGUAGGCUACGGAGACAUGUUUCCAGAAACGCUUCUGGGGAGGUUUUUUGCUUUUGCCUGCAUUGCCUUUGGAAUCAUCCUCAAUGGAAUGCCUAUCUCGAUUCUCUAUAAUAAAUUCUCAGACUACUAUACCAAGCUGAAGGCUCAUGAGUACACAUCCAAACUGCAGCAUAGAGGGAAGAUUACGUUUUCUAAAAGAGCAACAAGGAAGAUAACAGAGUGCUGUGGGGGUGACCAACGUCACCAUUUGCCAAGACACAGAAACUUAUAAUAUUUAAAUGUUAUUG